Colletotrichum lupini is the source of this 153-nucleotide messenger RNA. RefSeq lists its product as uncharacterized. Lineage: Eukaryota; Fungi; Ascomycota; Sordariomycetes; Glomerellales; Glomerellaceae. The record is from RefSeq and is a predicted model, not a curated record. The coding region runs from base 1 to 153 and encodes 50 amino acids. The transcript is spliced from 3 exons.
AUGGAGCGUGAGAAGGGAGAGGGGUCGUUUGAAGACGUUUCUAACGCACAUGAAGUACAUAUCACGAAGACAGAUCACCACGGCCAGGAGGCUCAAUUCCUUGACCUUGAGAACGGACAACAACUCAAGGUCAGAAUCGCGACUGCUGCCUAA